Anastrepha obliqua is the source of this 2208-nucleotide messenger RNA. RefSeq lists its product as uncharacterized. The record is from RefSeq and is a predicted model, not a curated record. The transcript has 2 exons. NCBI's taxonomy places the organism in Eukaryota, Metazoa, Arthropoda, Insecta, Diptera, Tephritidae. The coding region runs from base 1 to 2208 and encodes 735 amino acids.
AUGAGCAAGCCAAAGACAGCAGUUCCAAGUCUCUCUCCAAGUAAGGAGAUUAUGGAAUUGAAAUCACUAAAGCGCCAGCGAACUGUUGCGAAAAAUAGUAUAGUGCGCAUAAAAACGGGUCUCCUCGAUAAAACAAUGACGUUAGAUCCAAUUGAAUUGGAGUGUCGACUGGACAUUUUGAACUCUCAUAGCGAUAAGCUUAUGAAGUGUCAGUCGAAAAUUGAAGAAAUCGACGAGGAAGACAUAGCCCGUGGGGAGUUAGAGGACCUAAUAGUGGAAACUAAGUCCGUUAUAAAAUCUAUUCUGGCGAGUAAUAAAUCGUCAAUAGCCGAAACAUCAUUUGUUGCACCUCACAGCUCGCGACUACCGAAAAUGUCGCUACCGAAAUUUAAAGGGGAAUAUUCGGAAUUUAAAAAUUUUAUGAGUCUGUUCGAGAGUUUGGUGCACAACGAUCCUACAAUCCCAGAAAUUGAGAAAUUUAAUCACUUGGUUAACUGUCUGUCUGGUGAAGCUUUGGGAACGGUAAAGGCCUUCCAAAUGUCGGGUGAAAAUUAUUCGAAGGCGUUGGCUAGUCUCAAAAAACCAUCUGCGCUUUCAUUGCGCACAAUGAUUGAUACAGUGUCGGCUGUUUACGACUCGUUGCUGUCGUUAGGUGACGAGAAAAACAUCACAAACGCUAUCAUAAUUCAUCUGGUAAUGUCAAAAGUUGACACCGUUACUCGGUCAAAGUGGGAGGAACAGUUGGAUUAUGAUAAGCUGCCAUUAUGGCGUGAGUGUGAGGCAGCAUUAAAUAAACGCUACCAACAUUUAUCUACCGAUGAAGCCUCAACGUCGAGGCUCAAGCCGUCAAGCAGUCACAGCAUUCAGAAACCCCACCUUCAUGCGGGAAGGACGAAAGCUGCCUUAGUGACUUCAAAUAUAAAACAGCCGGUGUGUCCGCACUGUAAAUCAAAUGAUCAUAGUAUACCCGCGUGUCCUACUUUUAAAACUCUCUCUGCUCAGCAGCGAUUUGAGUUUGCUAAAUCAGUCCCCUUAUUCAUAAAUUGUUUGCGAAAGGGGCACUCAGUUUCAAAGUGCAAAACGGAUCGGUGUCGUGUUUGCAACCGUUCGCAUCACACGUUGCUGCACCAGUACCCUGUAUCCUUUGCAACUGCACCACAACUUUCGACCUCGCAUGCCAUGCACACGACGAGUACGCCAGAUCGGGUUAUGUUGGCUACAGCCGUAGUCAACGUAAAAAGUAGCUCCGGAGAGUACCUUGCUGCACGAGCCUUGCUGGAUUCUGGAUCUCAGGUGAAUUUCAUGACAGAGGAUUUGGCGCAGAAAUUACGAAUUCGUCGCGAAAGUACGACCUUAAAUAUUAUCGGCAUCGGAAAUGCAACCAAAAAAGUAAGGACGAAAUUAAAUACGUUUGUAAAAUCGCGGGUCAAUAAUUAUGAGUUUUCGGCACAGUUUUGGAUAAUGCGAUCCAUUUCAGCCAGCCAUCCAGAUCGUAACGUAAAUAUUAAUGGCUGGAAAAUUCCUGAAAACAUUAGCUUAGCGGACCCAGAAUUUUAUAAGGCUCAAAAGGUAGAUCUUUUGUUAGGUGCUGAAACAUUUUUCGAGCUUUUAGCUGUAGGCCAGAUCAAGGCCAGCCCCAAUCACCCAACAUUGCAAAAGACACUUUUAGGCUGGGUUGUGUCUGGCAAAUACGCCUCCAACCAACGUCCUCCUCCCACAGUCAGUAGCACAUUAUGCCAUACUGAACAAGAUCUAGCAAAUAUAGAUUCCAUUGUCCAAAGGUUCUGGGCGAUGGAAGAAAUACCUUCAGGGGCUAGUUCGACAAAAUUCACACCUGAACAAAUAGAGUGUGAAAAAUUUUUCGUAAAAACUACUAAAGUUUUGCCUUCAGGAAGGCUUCAAGUAAGACUGCCUUUCAAAGAUGACCGUAAGUUACUCGGUAAUUCCUAUGAAACCGCGUCUCGGCGGUUUCAGGCCCUGGAGAGAAAGACCUUGAAAGAUCCAAAACUUCGUCAAAUGUAUCUGGACUUCAUGAAUGAAUACAUCGAAUUGGGUCACAUGAGCCCAACAAAUAAUAAGAUCCCGAGUGAGCCACACUACUUCAUUCCGCAUCAAUGCGUUCUUCGGCCUGAAAGUACGACGAAUAAAUUACGUGUUGUUUUCGACGCAUCAAGUCGUACCUCUUCUCAAAUUGCGUUGAAAUCUUGA